AUGAUGGAGACACUGUAUAAGAAAAUUCGUUCAGCAAAAACUUCGCUUUCCACUCAGAGACCUCUCUACACAGACGAAUCUUCCAAUGACGACCUCUCCAAAUCAUCUGAAGAACUACUUGAAUCUAGAGACAAUGAGAAUUUAGACUACGAUCUUAGACCACGAAAUGAGAAGCGAAGAAGUUUGAUGUGGGGAGUUGUAGUUCAUUCUUUUAUAUUCGCGACGUAUACCAUUGGACUUUUUGCAGCGACCACUUUCGUUAGACAUAGAUCUGGGCCACCUACACUUGUAUAUACACCAGCAGCGGAAGCUUUGGAUUAUGAGAAGAUCUUUUAUAAUGGAACUCUUUUUGCAAGUAGUCUCUAUAAGGGGGAUCCUCGUCCGGAACUCGAUCUUGCGUGGCAUAAUUUAGUCAAAAACAAUAAUCUCCGGAUUAGCAAAGAAGAGCUCGACACACUUGGUAGGACUGCACUUCCUCUUGCUGAUGGCUCUGGAUACUAUGGACAAUUGAAUGUUUAUCAUCACUUACAUUGCUUGAAAUUUAUGAGGGAGGCAUUCUACGCCGAAUAUUAUCCUGAUGCUCAAGGGCCAACAACAAAAAUGCACGUUGAUCAUUGCAUUGACGAUAUCCGACAAGCAUUAAUGUGUCACGCCGAUACCUCCAUCACAACAUUUGAAUGGGAAGAAGGUAUAAGAAGACCUAUGCCAGAUUUCACGGGUUGGCACACGUGUAAUAAUUGGGAGAAGCUGGAUGACUGGGCCACUGCUCGUGCAUUUUCAAUGUUCGAUCAGGUCUCUUUGAUCAAUCCUACUUAUGGUAUCGCUUUUCCAAUGAUUAAUGGAGAAAUCGAUUAUACUCCGCCUAGUCAGGAGGGCUUCCGUGCUAUUUGGCCUGAAGAUUCGGGAGGUCACGUUCAUGGUUGA
Botrytis fragariae is the source of this 924-nucleotide messenger RNA. RefSeq lists its product as uncharacterized. Gene Ontology annotation, biological process: mycotoxin biosynthetic process. The transcript is spliced from 7 exons. Lineage: Eukaryota; Fungi; Ascomycota; Leotiomycetes; Helotiales; Sclerotiniaceae. The record is from RefSeq and is a predicted model, not a curated record. The coding region runs from base 1 to 924 and encodes 307 amino acids.